AUGGAAAUUUCUAGCUCAAUUGCGUUUGAUCGUGACAGUGAUUCUAGCUUAAUUGCUUUUGAUCGUGAUUGUGAUUCUAUUUUUUCUGCUGGAGUUGGUUUAGUCGACUCGUUUUCGAAACAAUUGGAAAAAAAGAAUGCUAUUUUAUUUGAGGAAGCAACUAGUUCUGAAUUUUAUGGGAAACAAUUUCCUUCUGAAGAUGUGGCUUAUGAAAUGUUUAAUGAAUAUGCAUUUAGAAAGGGCUUUGGAAUUAGAAUUGGAAAAAGUAAGAGGCGAAGAGAUGAUUCAUUCUCUAUGAAAAGAUUUGUUUGUACAAAUGAGGGUUUUAAAGAUGAUAAGUGCAGGAAUAAUAGGCUGUAUGAGAGACUUAACAUAAGGACCGGUUGCUUAGCUUUUGUGCAGUUUAGUAUUGACCGUUCAGGUGUAUAUACAUGUACAAGACAUGAGAUGGUUCAUAAUCAUGAAAAGAUUCCUGUUGACAAGAGACAUUUAAUAAGGUCUCAAAGGGAUAUUUCUAAGGAACAUAUUAAUUUCAUUUCUACACUUAGAUUGAGUGGAGUUAAAGUUUCUGAUUCUUUGAGAGCUUUGAAGAAGGAGGUUGGAGGGUCUCCUAACCUUUGUUUUACAGCUCCUGAUGCUUAUAAUGCUAUUUCUGUUGAAAAGACAGCUAAACUUGGGGGAGGUGACAGCAAUCAACUAAUCAAAUUUUUUGCUAAGAGACAAAUUGAUGAAGCAGAUUUCUAUUAUGAUUUUGAACAAGAUGAAAAUGGUGCAUUGGUUAAUUUCUUUUGGAGAGAUGGAAGGAUGAUGAGAGAUUAUCAUUACUUUGGUGAUUUGUUAGUUUUUGAUACUACUUAUAGGACUAACAAAUAUGGUAUGAUUUGUGCUCCAUUUGUGGGUAUGAAUCAUCAUGCAAAUAAUGUGAUGUUUGGCAUGGGAUUUAUACUUAAUGAAAGAACAGAAUCAUUUGAGUGGUUAUUUGAUACUUUUCUAACUUCUAUGGGAAGGAGAAGUCCUAUUACUAUUAUGACUGAUCAAGCUCAAGCAAUUGCAGCUGGGAUAAGAAAUAUUUUCCCCAAAGGUGUUCAUCAUAGAUUAUGUGUGUGGCAUAUUGAACAAAAUUCUAAGAAACACAUUGGGGCGUUGAGAGCUUUGGAUGGUUUCACUGAUUUAUUUGGUUAUUUACUGAAGUAUUGUGAAACUCCACCAGAAUUUGAGCAUUAUUGGAAAAGAAUGUUGUUGAAAUAUGACUGUGCAAAUGUUGAUUGGUUGAAUUAUUUGUAUAAAAUCAAAGAGAUGUGGUGUCCAGCUUUUUCAAAGAAAUUUUGGUCAGGAGGUGUGCUUUCAUCUCAACGUAGUGAGACAACUAACAAAUCAGUUUCUCAAAGGCUUAACAAGACACAAGGUCUAUGUGAUUUCUAUCAAGUGUUUCUCGAUGUGGUUCAAGAGUGGAGAAGCAAAGAAAAAGGGAGAGAUUAUAAUACAAUCAGAGGUAAUCGUCAUUUGGCUUUUGCAUACAUUGGGAUUCUUGUUCAUGCUAGAUCAUUGUAUACUAUUCAAGCUUAUGUGCUUUUUGAGGAAGAGUUCAUUAAGGGUACUGCUUGUGAUCAUAAGGAUGCUGGUGUGAAUUUUCCUGAAUAUUAUUAUCAUUUGUGGAGACCUGGGAAAGAUAUGAUCAAGCACGAGGCUGCUAUGUGUAGUCAUGGCCUUGAUGAACCUACAAUGAAAACCAAUGUAGUAUCUACAAGUGUUUGGAGGACACAAACACUAAGGAACUUUGUUAAGUUGGUAACAAGUUGUCAACACUCUUUGAAUGCUAGAGCAGAGGUUGAAUGUUAUUUCAAUCUUUUAAAAGAAAAGAUUGAGAGUGUUACUGGUACUAUUGAUUUUAAUGAACCGGUUGAAGGUAUUGAAAUUGUUGAUCAUGAAGUUAAGAAUCCGGCAAAAUCAAGACCUAUUGGAGAGAGGAAUUAUAGGCCUAAGAGUAAUUUAGAGAAGGCUUAUAACAAAGCCAGGGGUCAGUGGUUGAAGAAAAAGUCAGUAUACACUCCUUAUAAAAGAUCUAAAGGUCAAGCAGUAGUUCAGGAAUUGGACGAGAAUGGGUGUCCUAUAUCUUAUGCUAAUUCUUUGGCUGAUCCUAAUGAGUUAAUUGUGAUUGAAGAUCCAAGUGCUCAGGUUUGUAAUAAAAAGACUGCCAUUGUAGAAGAUAUCCCUUCAGAUGAUAGUGUUUCAAAUGACUUUGAACAGGAAUAUGGAUAUAGCUCUAUGCAAUCAAACGUUACUGUUGAUCCAGACAUAUCUUCUAUUGUUAAGGGUAAAACAGCUGCAAUUGCUCAUGAUGUUGAUAAUUUUCCAACAAGUUCUCAAUUGCCACCAAAGAAACCAAGAAAUGUACAUUUUCCCACAGUUGUGCAUGCUCAAAUCAAUGCUCAAGCUCCUUCUAAAGUUUCUAGCAUUGUUCAAAAUCCUCCAAAAGCUCCAAGAAAUGUUCAAGUUCGUUCUAGUGUUCCGAAGAAAGUUCAAGCUCCUUCUAAUGUUCCAAGAAGUACUCAAGGCUGUUUUCGGAAUGUUCAAGUUGAUUCUAGUAUUUCAAGAAAUGUGCAUGAUGUUCCUAAUGUUCCAAGAAGUACUCAAGGAAAUUCAAGGAAUGUGCAAGUUUCUCCUAGUGUUUCAAGGAAUGUUCUACUUUCUCCUAGUGUUUCAAUGAAUGUUCAAGGAUCUCCUACUGUUUCAAGAAGUACUCAAGGAGGUUCUCCACAGAUUUCAACCAAAUAUGAUAGGUUAUUAGCGUUUUUUGAUACUAGUGUGGCUAAGAGAUUGGCUACAAAUGGUAAAUAAGAGAGUAAAUCAAUAUGCAAUUAUGUUUUGGUGUUUAACUA
Messenger RNA from Chenopodium quinoa (quinoa), 2879 nucleotides. RefSeq names its product protein FAR1-RELATED SEQUENCE 5-like. Gene Ontology annotation, biological process: regulation of DNA-templated transcription. The transcript has 8 exons. The coding region runs from base 1 to 2838 and encodes 945 amino acids. NCBI's taxonomy places the organism in Eukaryota, Viridiplantae, Streptophyta, Magnoliopsida, Caryophyllales, Amaranthaceae. The record is from RefSeq and is a predicted model, not a curated record.